Messenger RNA from Penicillium macrosclerotiorum, 4287 nucleotides. RefSeq names its product putative jumonji family transcription factor. Lineage: Eukaryota; Fungi; Ascomycota; Eurotiomycetes; Eurotiales; Aspergillaceae. The transcript has 5 exons. Gene Ontology annotation, biological process: chromatin remodeling. Gene Ontology annotation, cellular component: nucleus. The coding region runs from base 1 to 4287 and encodes 1428 amino acids. The record is from RefSeq and is a predicted model, not a curated record. Gene Ontology annotation, molecular function: histone H3K36 demethylase activity; histone H3K9 demethylase activity.
AUGGCAGCAACACUUGAUCAGCCGCACCUCGAUGCACUCGUGGGCGGCCCUGUCGUCGACUCUGCUUCCAUCACACCCCCCCAAAGCGCCAACGGAAAGAAGGAUGCCCCCGAAGGCGUGCCGUCGGAGUUAUCAGAUCUCGAGUUGGAACCAAAGUCGGCGACUGUGACCGACGAGGCCCAGAUAAAACAGGAGGAUCCGGAAGACGAUGAAGAAAUUGAGCCCGACCAUUACUAUGGCGGUGGCAAGAUUCCUGUUUUCAAGCCAACAAUGGACCAGUUCCAAGAUUUCCAGUCUUUCAUCAAAAAGAUUGACAAGUAUGGAAUGCAGGCGGGAAUCGUGAAAGUGAUUCCUCCGAAGGAAUGGACUGAGUCUCUGCCGGCAUUGGACGAGGCUGUGAAGACUAUUCGAGUCAAGAACCCCAUUAUGCAGGAGUUCCAUGGAUCUCAUGGCACGUAUACCCAAGCCAACAUUGAACGUCAGCGCACAUACAACCUCCCUCAGUGGAAAGGGCUAUGUGAAGAAAGCAGUCACCAACCACCUGCUCGUCGCGGAGAGAGACGUCGCAACCAGGAACGCGCAAACCGCCCAGCUUCCACUCCACGAGCUCCGACAGUUCGACCAGAAGGCCAGAAACGCCGACCCGGACGCCCUCCCAAGCGUUCUCACCAAGUUAAAAUCAAAGAAGAGCCCUUAGCCGAUGACGAUGCAGACAAGUCCAAGCUGGAGGGUCCUCCGACCCCUGUGUCGCCGGAAUCCCACCCCGUUGAGCCCAAAAGUGAAGACUUGAGCGAGGGUGAAUCACUUCCUGCAUUGAAACCCAAGGGCAGGCAGCCCAAGUCUGUCACGGCCCGACGGAAGAAUAACCGUGGUGAAACCGUUGAUUCUGUUGAUGAAGAAGCAUUCAAAGAUUUCGAUUACCGCAUCCAUGAUAAUGAAGACUAUACCGCGGAGCGAUGCGAAGAGCUCGAGACUGCGUAUUGGAAGUCCCUCAUGUUUAACAACCCCAUGUAUGGUGCGGACAUGCCAGGAUCCCUCUUCGACGACUCGACGACUUCUUGGAAUGUGCCCGGCGUCAAUACCGCCUACCUUUAUCUCGGAAUGUGGAAGGCCACCUUUGCCUGGCAUCUCGAAGAUGUGGAUCUUUACAGUAUCAACUAUAUUCAUUUCGGUGCCCCCAAGCAGUGGUAUAGCAUCUCUCAAGAAGAUGCACCUCGUUUUGAGGCUGCAAUGCGCAGUAUCUGGUCCAGUGACGCAAAGAACUGCAACCAGUUUCUCCGCCACAAGACCUACUUAGUCUCGCCCAGCUUGCUCAAAUCACAGUAUGGUAUCACGGUGAACCGACUGGUCCACUAUGAAGGGGAAUUUGUUAUUACCUUCCCCUACGGAUACCAUUCUGGGUACAACAUCGGGUACAACUGUGCUGAGUCUGUCAAUUUCGCAACCGAAAGAUGGUUGGAUUAUGGCCGCAUUGCCAAGAAAUGCCAUUGCGAAGCCGACAGUGUUUGGAUCGACGUGGACGAGAUCGAGCGCAAACUUCGUGGUGAAUCCACCCCCGAGUAUUAUGGCGACUAUGACAGCGAACUGGAGGGCUUUGAAGGUGCCUCCGAUAUGCUCACGCCUCCACGCAGUGUACCGGAGAAGACCUCCACCCGUGGUCGAAAGCGGAAGAUCACGGGUGACGGGCCGCGAACCAAACGACCCAAACUCCACCUUGACGGCCCUCGGAAGAUUCCGUGCCUGCUCUGUCCCAACAAUCUCGAUUAUGAGGAUCUUCUGCCUACUGAGGAUGGCAAGGGUCAUGCUCAUCGGCGGUGUGCAUCGUUCAUCGAGGAAACCAGCAUCCUGCGUGAUGGGUCCGGCAAGGAGAUUGUGUGCGAUAUCGACAAGAUUCCCAAGGCUCGUCUUGGCUUGAAGUGUCUAUUUUGUCGCGAGGUUCAGGGUGCUUGCUUUCAAUGUAAUUUUGGCAAGUGCACUCGUGCGUAUCAUGCAACUUGUGCCCUUCUGGCAGGUGUGCAAGUCGAGCAUGGUCGCAUCGCCGUGAUCGUCGAUGAUGGCCAGCAAUAUGCUCUGCCCAGUGUCGACCUCAAGUGUAAGUUCCAUCGACAGAAGCGGCCCACCGGUUUGCUGCCCGAAUCCUCCGAUUUGGAUCGUCGCGUGAUCGAAGCGGCUCGCCGUCUCGUCCAAGGAGACCUCAUUCAAUUCCAAGCGGACAAGGAGAUUAAUGGCGCCAUUGUGCUUGAGAACCGGCCGGAGGAACGGUCUCUACUCCUCAAAAUUCUUCCUCGUGGCGAUGUCAUUGAGAUGCCUUAUCGUUGGAUGCUGGUGGUGCGCAAGAGUAAUUUUGUGCCCCUCGUGCCGGGUAUUCAACCCCUCCCGGCCCACUUGGCGCGCAAGCCGGAACAACGAAAGGAUCUCGAGGCCGCGGUGCCGGCUGCAGGUAGUGCAUUUGGCGACAGCAGCUCUCCCUAUCAGUGGGCUGAAUUCGAAACGGUGGAUGGAACUAGGAACUAUUUCGCCCCACUCGCGGCCCAUUUGGACCAGAGCGAGCAGAUUUGGUAUUACCUGGGCGAGUCGUCGACGGAGAGUAGGGCACAGUAUACGCACAACCCUAGCGUGCCUGUCCACAACCCGCGGGCCAAUUUCCUGGACAGCGUCAAGUCGCUUGGCGUGGCUGGUGCCCAUCGUGCAUCGAAGAUCCCCCCCCACCCCUUCACGGCCACCGCCCCUGCCCCUCCUUACCAGCAAAAUCUUUACGCCCAACGUCAACACCGACCGCCGCUCCCGCUACCACCCCAACCACUACAACACCACCACUACCACCAACAACACCUUCUCCCUCCGCAAUCUCGACUGCAGCCUCAACACGACUUCUCCUCCGCUUUGACCGGUCCCCGUUCAUCCAAUCACCCUUCUUCCCCGCCACUGCCGCAGCACCUCCAAUCCGCCCGACCGCCCUCCGCUUCCGCCUCUUCCCUGCAGCAUCUUGCCCCUCCCCCUCCCCCUUCUGCUCCUGCUGCUGCCGGUGCUGCUGCUGCUGGACCUGCGAUGCCGUCGGCCUUUCGAACCCUUCCAAACCAAUCUGCCCGCCAUGCCCCCUACCCCACGGUCGUCAAAUCGCACGCUCAGCAGCAGCACCACCUCACCUCCACCAAUACCUUUGGCAACGUUCGGGAUAUCAUUGCUCGCCGUCGUCUCGCCCAGAUCACCGAACAUGCCAAUGUCUUUGCGGGGUACACCAUCGUCAGCCCAGAAUUGGUGGUAGAGACCCUUCUGGGCCCGAUGGGGUCUAUCCCUCCGUCCACUGGUCUCGAGAAACUGGAACUGGCCAUGGCCCAGCAACGGGUACAGCCGCGGGCUGCCGAUGGGACCUUGCUGCCACCGCAGACGCUUAAUAUGCGAGCGGAUGAAGUGGCUCGACUUCUUCAGAUGCUGCGUUUCUCAUUGGUCAGCCAUCGGGAACGAUUGGAUGUCAUUCAGAAGAAAGAGUCCGAGGGAGUGAAGCUGGAGACGGUUGAUCAAGGCAGUGUAGCCGCGGCCAAAAUGCCGGGCAAGUACGCCUUCCUCGACCAGCAACGGGCCCUGGCUCCCAACGUCUAUCAGUCCCCGUACAACAUGCCGUCUGGACUCUCGGAGUAUGCCAGGACGACGUACGGACUGAUCCCAGCAGCGGAUGAGCCACCAAAGGCAUCUCUGGCCAAUGAUUUCUUUGCCAGUCUGUCGCAGGCUGAUCAAGAAAAGAUCAUGAAGACGUGUGGCAGCUUUGUGCAACGUGCCAUUGAGCGGUCUGCCACUCAUAGCCGACAUAGCUCAACGGCAUCAAAUCUUCGGUUGUCAUCGGCCCUUGCACAACAGACGGAGAACCCGACAAUUGACAUCACCACUGUCGACGAUCCCCCACUGUCGGGACUGGACCUGCCCCUGCACGCGGACUCCCCCUGUUCCAGCUUUGGUCGGUCCCACAUGCGUUUCCAAUCCCCAGGUGAAUUUCCGAUCCACGGCCCUGAUCCCCAACCCGAUCAUCAUGAUCUAUUUGGGGAUCAACAAGCCAACACGCGAUUUUGGCAGAAUGGGCCGUGGGUUGCUGGUGAUGGCAACACCCCGAAUGACGAGAACCGACCGUUUUUCGGACCCCACCUGUUUGGACCGCAUGAGCGACUGAAGCAUGACUACGCAUCGUCGGACAUUUCCCUGGGCAAAGGGCCCGGGUCCCUGCAUUCGGUCGAUAUGGCCGGGUUUGGACCCGAUGUUCCCGAUGAUCUUCUCACUGGAGGGUUGAGUCCUUGA